UAUAUAUAAAGAUAAAAACUCAAACCUCUUCAAAUUUACUAACAUUUGAUUUGCCAAAUAGAUGCAUUCACGGUAAUUCCUAUGAAAGAAAUAUGUCUGUUUUAUGUGAAUUACCCAGUCGAGCAAUGGAUUAUGAAGAAGAUGAUAUAACAGAUUUAAUCUCUCCACCUGACUUUCUUCAAAAGGACAAGAAUGAUAGUUUUUACAGAAAAACAAAACGAUCUCCGUUUAUGUCAAAUCUUGGUAGUCCUUCACGACUUCAUCCUGUCAAAAGAUUUAAACAAUCUUUGUCGUUCGGGGAUAUGAUUUGUGAUCAGAUUAUUGAACCGGAGAUAGUUGUAAAUGACAUAUCAGGCGACAAUGAUAUGAUAGGAGACGGGAGUCGACGGUAUGCCCUUCGUGCAAUGACAGGAAAAAACCCUGACCUAAAGACUAUCUCGCAUGAUACUAUGUCAAGCGUUAUAAAUGGUAGUUAUGAUGACGUUAUAUCCCGUUAUCGUAUCAUUGACUGCAGGUACCCCUAUGAAUAUGAAGGUGGGCAUAUCAAGAAUGCAGAAAAUAUUUAUACAAAAAAUGGAAUAAUAGAAUUCCUAGAAGAUAAUUGUGACGUAACGAAAAGACAAGUGCUCAUUUUUCAUUGCGAGUUUUCAUCAGAAAGAGGACCCAAGCUUUGCCGAUUUCUCCGUAAUAUAGACCGUCAACGAAAUAGCUACCCGCUCUUAACCUUUCCUGAAAUGUACAUUUUAGAGGGAGGCUACAAACAGUUCUACCAAAACCAUAAGGAACUAUGUGAACCAGUUGACUAUGUCCCCAUGCUACACAAAGACCAUGUGGAUGACAUCAAACGAUUUCGGUCUAAAUCUAAAUCGUGGACUGCUGGAGAGAAAAAGAAAAUACCUUUCUGUCUGUAUUCCUGAUGACCUUUAUACAACCAAGUGAUCCAAAAGUUCGCUCACCUGAACUUCAAACCAAAUGAAAGCAUCGCCACUAAAGUUCGUUCACCUGAACCACGAACCAAAAAAGGCAUUUAGUGCAACAAAUCAGUGUUCCAAAAGUUCGUUCACCUGAACUGCAAACCAAAUGAAAGCAUUACCACUAAAGUUCGUUCACCUGAACCACGAACCAAAAAAGGCAAAUCAGUGUUCCAAAAGUUCGUUCACCUGAACUUUAAACCAAAUGAUAGCAGUGUCACUAAUUAGUGAUUGGUCAUUAUCAUCAUAUUCAUUUGCUAUCAAAUAUGAUGGUUUAUUCUUCAGUAAGGAUAUUAUGAGAAUGUAAAAAUCAGCUUCUCAAGUUAAAGAUAUAUCUAGGGAACAAGAAAGUUACGACACGAAUCGCCAAAUCCGAGGUUGCUGAAAACCAGUCUAUAAUAAGGAGUUCGAUAAAAAAACUUUUAAAGACAAGAAAACGAGCUUAUUUAAUAGAAUGACAGCACAAAUUUAGAAGUUUCAGUUAUGAAACAAAAGUUAUGAACUAGAACUUUUAUAUGAUAAUACAGUUCUUCCAUCAUGAAAUCAGACAUGUUCCUUUUUACACUUUUCAUGCUCAAGUAAACUUUAUCAUGUUUUAUUAUAUAAAUAUCGAAAUUUCGAGAUAAAAUUGUUUUCAAACCCCUUUCACAGCCUUAAACUUUUCACAAUACUAGUAUUUCAUUUAUCCUAAAAAUUACAUUACAAAAGAAUAAAAAUAUCCAACAAAGAUCAAUGUCAUCCUGACACUUAACUGCAAAGGUGUUUAAAACGGAAGAUCUGCAUGUAUUGCAAAUUUAAGAAUGUACAUACUAUACAGUUUGAAGUGGACUAAACAUACUCUUGUUAUGAUAAGUUCCCUGACCAUCUUGAUCAUGAAUUAUGUGUUCCAUAUGCAACUG
Mytilus trossulus (common blue mussel) is the source of this 1870-nucleotide messenger RNA. RefSeq names its product M-phase inducer phosphatase 1-like. Bases 93 to 917 code for a protein of 274 amino acids. Lineage: Eukaryota; Metazoa; Mollusca; Bivalvia; Mytilida; Mytilidae. Gene Ontology annotation, biological process: protein dephosphorylation; positive regulation of G2/M transition of mitotic cell cycle; G2/M transition of mitotic cell cycle. The record is from RefSeq and is a predicted model, not a curated record. The transcript has 8 exons. Gene Ontology annotation, molecular function: protein tyrosine phosphatase activity. Gene Ontology annotation, cellular component: nucleus; cytoplasm.